Messenger RNA from Arthroderma uncinatum, 1149 nucleotides. RefSeq lists its product as uncharacterized. The record is from RefSeq and is a predicted model, not a curated record. Gene Ontology annotation, molecular function: tRNA (cytidine-N3)-methyltransferase activity. Lineage: Eukaryota; Fungi; Ascomycota; Eurotiomycetes; Onygenales; Arthrodermataceae. Bases 1 to 1149 code for a protein of 382 amino acids. The transcript has a single exon.
AUGACGGAACCGUCUACUUCGGCCUACGCAGAGUGUAAAGACUACGUGGCAGUCGCUCAGCUUGUCGAGCCGGUUCCCGUUCCGGCACACCGAUCCCACGACCCCGCCAACAAUCAGAAACGAACUGACCCGUUCCAAUUUGGCUCUCGUUUUCUAGAAGAAGGCGACGAUGUCUUUGAAUUCAACGCCUGGGAUCAUGUCGAUGCAGACCCAGAAUACUACGAAUAUGCCGAAUUACAGUAUGCAAGACAGCGCGCAUCUCCCGUUUCCGAUUUCGACCGCCAUCGGUUUAAUUCUCAGCCUGCAAAGUGGUGGAAUCUGUUCUACAAGAAUAAUACAAGCAAUUUUUUUAAGAACCGCAAGUGGCUGAAGCAGGAAUUCCCGAUUUUGGGCGAAGUGACCGCUGCAGAUGCGGGUCCAAAGGUGGUGCUUGAAGUCGGAGCGGGAGCGGGCAACACUGCUUUCCCGGUUUUAAUGAAUAAUGAGAACGACAAGUUGAUGGUUCAUGCGUGCGAUUACUCCUCAGCUGCUGUUAAUGUUAUGCGGAAGAGUGAAAAUUACAACGAGAAGCAUAUGCAGGCAGAUGUGUGGGAUGUCACAGCCACCGGCGAAGGCUCUCUUCCUCCAGGUCUCGAAAAAGAAUCUGUGGACGUUGUUGUUAUGGUCUUCAUAUUUUCUGCGUUGGCCCCGGCAGAGUGGGAACGUGCAGUCUCGAAUAUAUAUCAGGUCUUGAAGCCGGGAGGCUAUGUCCUAUUUCGAGAUUACGGCAGGGGUGACCUUGCCCAAGUGCGAUUUAAAAAGGGUCGAUGGAUGGACGACAAUUUUUAUGUUAGAGGGGAUGGCACGAGGGUAUAUUUUUUCGAGAAGGACGAAGUAUCCCAUAUUUGGGGCAAAUGGACCCCCCAUGGAGGUAUACCGGAGUUUAAGACAGGCGAUGGCGAGAGCACUACAGCUAUUGAUAGUAGCUCAUCCGAUACCGGGUUCGAAAUUCUCAAUAUGGAUCUUGACCGCCGAUUAAUUGUCAACCGCCAAAGGAAGCUGAAGAUGCAUCGUUGUUGGCUACAAGGCCGGUUCAGGAAGCGGAUACCUCCUUCGCCUUCUAACGAAGGUGCAACCGCACUUGAAGAAGCAAGUGAAGCUAAAAAUUAA